AUGCCACCAAUUCGCAAUAAAAACGAAAAGAAUUUAGCAGAGCAAGAGGGGCGGAUCUUGUUAGCUAUUUCCGACUUAAAAAAUGGAAAAAUCUCAAGUGUGUAUCAAGCUGCAAUCAUUUACAAUAUUCCUCGGACGACGCUAUAUGACAGAUCUAUAAUACGUGCCAAUGGACAUAAAUUGUCUCAAUUUGAAGAGGAAUCACUUGUCAAAUGGGUACUCGAUCUAGAUAAACGUGGAUUACCCCCUCGGCACUCUCUUGUACGAGAGAUGGCUAAUUACCUUCUUUCACAACGUGGAAAUCAACAGGUUGGAGAGAAAUGGGUCUAUAAUCUCAUUCAACGUCGCCCAGAGAUUGAAUCAAAAUUUUCACGGAAAUAUAAUUACGAGCGUGCUAAAUGCGAAGAUCCGAAGUUAAUCCAAGAAUAUUUUGAUCGCGUACGAGAGGUUAUAUCAAAGUACGGAAUCUUACUAGAAGAUAUCUACAAUUUUGAUGAGACUGGCUUUGCUAUGGGACUCUGUGCAACCGCAAAGGUUAUUACUGGAAGCGAUCGAUAUGCUCGGCCAAAGCUAUUACAGCCUGGAAAUCGAGAAUGGGUGACUGCAAUUGAGGUAAUUAAUUCAACUGGAUGGGCCCUGCCUUCAUAUAUCAUUUUCAAGGCAAAGAAAUAUACUUGGUUAGGCUGGUUUGAGGAUCUUCCUGAUGACUGGAGAAUCAAUAUCAGUGAUAAUGGUGGACUACAGAUAAGAUUGGGUUAG
This is a messenger RNA of Talaromyces stipitatus ATCC 10500, 759 nucleotides long. RefSeq lists its product as uncharacterized. The record is from RefSeq and is a predicted model, not a curated record. Lineage: Eukaryota; Fungi; Ascomycota; Eurotiomycetes; Eurotiales; Trichocomaceae. The transcript is spliced from 2 exons. Gene Ontology annotation, cellular component: nucleus. The coding region runs from base 1 to 759 and encodes 252 amino acids. Gene Ontology annotation, molecular function: DNA binding.